CAGCUAGUCGAUGGCCUCGGGUGUCCAAAAACCAGACAUGCGUGAGUAAAUUGAUCGGUUCGUAAGUAGUAUGGACAUGGGUAACACUGAAUCACUACUUUGACUUUGAUUGCCACUUGUGGCAUGUGGCUGAUGCUAUUGGGUAAAGUGGCUUCCAAAAGGUAUUUCUAGGAUGUCACUGGAGAGGUGUGUCUGGCAUUAAAUCUUCCCCGUCAACGCAGAAACUCAGAGCUUAUUUCUUGGAAAAUUAAACACCUCACAAAUAAUUCAAGCAGUCUCAGCUUUAAUUUUACUUCAAUGGGUUCUACAACAAUGGAAAUCACACGAGAUCAGUGGGCUGUUCUGAGAGACUUAUAUGCCGGCGAUCGUACAAGUCUCACGGGAUACGAUCUGUUAGAGUUCUUUAUAAACUUCCAGCCUUUAUCAGAUGUCGAGUCUAUUAAGAUAUAUACAACCGAUCAGAAUUGGUCCGUCCAUGGCAGCUACAUUAUCAUUCAUAAAAUGACCAAAGUGUCAUUUUUGUACCUUGAUACAAUAAAAGGACCCCUCAAGGAUCUUGGAUCUUUAUUAUGUGCUAUAAAUAUCAAAGGUUAUCAUUUAAUUAAUGCCUAUGGGGAAGACUUUAAGCCUCUUGUCGAACAAUACUGGUUGAAAAGAGGUCAAGAUCUGAAUAAAUUGGAACAUCAGGGUACUGUGGUUUAUCACUUGCCCAGUUCUGAAGUUCAAAACUUGAAAACAGAGGAUGUAAACCCAUCUCAUAAAGUUGAUUAUCUUGGCGAAGAACAUGCCGACUUGAUAGAUCAGCACUGGGCUUAUCGCUCCGCCGAUUCUUUGACUUUGAUAAGAGGACUAAUGGCACACCAUGUCAGUGCUGGUGUGUUUAAUUCUAGCGGAGAGCCUUUAACUUGGUGUCUCAGAUCUCCCCAUGGAAGUCUGGGGAACUUGUAUGUCUUAUCCGAUCAUAGAAGAAAGGGCUUGGGGUCUAUGGUUGUGCGAUUUAUGGCCAAGGAAAUUUUGAAAACUGGCUCUGAGGUUUUGGCCACAGUUGUGUUGGAGAAUAAAAGUAGCCGCAACAUGUUUGAAAAAAUGGGUUUUAGACCCAUUAAUACACUUUAUUGGGCAGUAAUUCCAUAAUGCCAAAUUUUUUAAAUUUAUAAUUUUUAAUAAUUGUACUACACCCUAGUCUAAUUUAUUUAUUGCUUGUAAUAAAUUUCAAAUAAUUCUUUA
Drosophila ananassae is the source of this 1227-nucleotide messenger RNA. RefSeq names its product glycine-N-acyltransferase-like protein 3. The transcript has 5 exons. The record is from RefSeq and is a predicted model, not a curated record. Bases 298 to 1134 code for a protein of 278 amino acids. Gene Ontology annotation, molecular function: acyltransferase activity, transferring groups other than amino-acyl groups. Lineage: Eukaryota; Metazoa; Arthropoda; Insecta; Diptera; Drosophilidae.